Molecule: messenger RNA, 11617 nt
Organism: Oryctolagus cuniculus (rabbit)
Lineage: Eukaryota; Metazoa; Chordata; Mammalia; Lagomorpha; Leporidae
Gene: NAALAD2
Product: N-acetylated alpha-linked acidic dipeptidase 2
Molecular function (GO): carboxypeptidase activity
Source: RefSeq, a predicted model, not a curated record
UGUGAUUAGAUUGUCCUUGCUAGACCUACUGGUCAGAAAGAGUAACUAGUUAUUAAAGAGUAUUAACUCACUGGAAUUAAAAUCCAAAAUACUUUUUAGUUUUUCCAAUAGUUGCCUCCAAUUCUAAAACUGUUGAACACUCACUUCUUGCUAUUUUGCCUUAUUGGUAAUCCUUGAAAAGUAAUGUAGAACACCAGCAGCUUUCUGGCUCAUUGGCCACUCAACAAUGCCUCCUUCAUCAGUAAACAUAUGGGCUUAUUAAACCACUACCAGGUAAGCAUAAUAUUGCAAGGCCUCCCCUUGGGUUUGUCUGGUUCUUUGUGAUGCUGGUGAUCUCUGUUGAUGUGUUGCCUGAUCUCCAUUUAGUUUGCAUGUAUUUCCUUGGUGGGGUCUUCUCUUGAAGGGAGACCUCUGUUAUAAGCUUAAUUAAGGCAGAAUUCUGAAUGCCUGCAGCGUCUGUGUUAACAAAAGACCAAAGACUUGUUGAAUCAUCUAGCUCGGCUUUCUACAAUGGAUUGCCAGGAUACAGAUUGCAGAUGCCGCCUAUUGGGGCACCGACAACGUUCACACUUGAGCUCCCAGGCUACCGACAGCAGCCGGCGUUCGAGGCUCCGCGCGGAAGAAGCAAUGGCCAACUCCAGGGGCCGUCUGUACCUUUGGAUGUGCUUGGCUGCAGCGCUGGCAUCUUUCCUGGCGGGAUUUAUGGCUGGUUCAUUAAGCCUUUCAAAGGAACAACCACUUCAGUGCGCUAUCAUCAAAGUAUACGGUGGAAACUGGUCUCAGAAAUGAAAGCUGAAAACAUUAAAUCAUUUCUUCGCUCUUUUACAAAACUUCCUCAUCUGGCAGGAACAGAACAAAAUUUACUGCUCGCCAAGAAAAUUCAAACCCAGUGGAAGAAAUUUGGGCUAGAUUCAGCCAAGUUGGUUCAUUAUGAUGUUCUUCUCUCUUACCCUAAUGAGACAAAUGCCAACUAUAUAUCAAUUGUGAAUGAACAUGGAAUUGAGAUUUUCAAAACAACAUCCCUUGAACCUGCACCAGAUGGAUAUGAGAAUGUUACAAAUAUUGUACCGCCAUAUAAUGCUUUCUCAGCCCAAGGCACGCCAGAGGGAGAUCUUGUAUAUGUGAACUAUGCUCGUACUGAAGAUUUUUUCAAACUAGAAAGAGAGAUGAACAUCAACUGCACUGGAAAGAUUGUUAUUGCAAGAUAUGGGAAAAUCUUCAGAGGAAAUAAAGUUAAAAAUGCCAUGUUAGCAGGAGCCAUCGGGAUCAUCUUGUACUCAGAUCCAGCUGACUACUUUGCCCCCGAGGUACAGCCAUAUCCCAAAGGAUGGAAUCUUCCUGGCACUGCAGCCCAGAGAGGAAAUGUGUUAAAUUUGAAUGGUGCUGGUGACCCACUUACUCCAGGCUAUCCGGCUAAAGAGUAUACUUUCAGACUUAAUGUUGAAGAAGGAGUAGGAAUUCCCCAAAUACCUGUACAUCCCAUUGGAUAUAAUGAUGCAGAAAUACUAUUACGCUAUUUGGGAGGAACUGCUCCACCAGAUGAGAGCUGGAAGGGAACUCUUAAUGUGGGUUACAGAAUCGGGCCUGGAUUUGUAGGCAGUGAUUCUUUCAGGAAGGUUAGAAUGCAUGUUCACAACAUCAAUAAAAUUACAAGAAUUUACAAUGUCAUUGGAACUAUCACAGGAUCUGUGGAACCUGACAGGUAUGUUAUUCUGGGAGGUCACCGGGACUCCUGGGUGUUUGGAGGUAUUGACCCAACCAGUGGGACUGCUGUUUUGCAAGAAAUUGCCCAGAGUUUUGGAAAACUGAUAACUAAAGGUUGGAGGCCUAGAAGAACUAUCAUUUUUGCCAGCUGGGAUGCAGAAGAAUUUGGACUUCUGGGUUCCACAGAAUGGGCUGAGGAAAAUGCAAAAAUACUCCAGGAGAGAAGCAUUGCUUAUAUCAACUCAGAUUCAUCUAUAGAAGGAAAUUAUACUCUAAGAGUUGACUGUACACCCCUUCUUUACCAAUUGGUGUAUAAACUGACAAAAGAGAUCUCUAGCCCUGAUGAUGGUUUUGAGAGUAAAUCUCUUUAUGAAAGCUGGUUGGAAAAAGACCCUUCACCUGAAAAUAAAGAUUUUCCCAGAAUCAAUAAGCUGGGAUCUGGAAGUGAUUUUGAAGCUUAUUUUCAGAGACUUGGAAUUGCUUCAGGUAGAGCUCGUUACACUAAGAAUAGGAAAACAGAUAAGUACAGCAGCUACCCAGUAUACCACACAAUUUAUGAGACAUUUGAAUUGGUAGAGAAUUUUUAUGAUCCCACAUUUAAAAAACAGCUUUCUGUGGCUCAGUUACGAGGAUCAUUGGUUUACGAGCUUGCAGACUCUACAAUCAUUCCUUUCAAUAUUCAAGACUAUGCAAAAGCUUUGAAAAACUAUGCAACAAGUAUCUAUAAUUUAUCCAAGAAACAUGACCAACAAUUGAAAGAAUAUGGAGUAUCAUUUGACUCCUUAUUUUCUGCUGUGAAAAACUUCUCGGAAGCUGCUUCAGACUUUCAUAGAAGACUUACACAAGCUGAUCUCACAAAUCCCAUUGCAGUGAGAAUUAUGAAUGACCAAUUGAUGCUACUGGAAAGAGCAUUCAUUGAUCCCCUUGGUUUACCAGGGAGGCGAUUUUACAGGCACAUCAUCUUUGCUCCAAGUAGUCAUAACAAAUAUGCUGGAGAAUCAUUUCCUGGGAUCUAUGAUGCUAUGUUUGACAUUGAAAAUAAAGCAGACCCUCAUUUGGCCUGGACAGAAGUAAAAAAACAUAUUUCUAUUGCAUCUUUCACAAUUCAAGCAGCAGCAGGAACUCUCAAAGAAGUAUUAUAAAAAGAUCUUAGCCAAGUGGCUAGCCAUUAAAGGUGUUGCUGAAGAUAAAAUUCAUCAUCUUUUUAAUAACUCGUGAAGCCAGUGUUCAAAAAUCUUGCUUUACAUGUCACAUUGACUUUAGAUUUCUACCUUGUUCAUCUGCAAAGAGCUUUUUGGCUCUUUAAAUAUUCAUAACUGUAUUACAAAAGUGUUGGUCUAACAAAACAAAAAGCCCCUGUUAUGUGGCAGGAAAAAAAAUAACAGAAAUUUAACUAAAAUUAAUGACAAGGAAUUUGAAUUCUCAGAAAUCACUAGUGGGAAUGUAAAGUAGUAUAACCAUUUUAAAUGCUGGAAAAGAGUUUGAUAGCUUUUUUUUUUUGACAGGCAGAGUGGACAGUGAGAGAGACAGAAAGGUCUUCCUUUGCCAUUGGUUCACCCUCCAAUGGCCGCCAUGGCCUGUGUGCUGUGGCUGGUGCGCUGCGGCCGGUGCACUUCACUGAUCCGAUGGCAGGAGCCAGGUGCUUCUCCUGGUCUCCCAUGGGGUGCAGGGCCCAAGCACUUGGGCCAUCCUCCACUGCACUCCCUGGGCACAGCAGAGAGCUGGCCUGGAAGAGGGGCAACAGGGACAGAAUCCGGCGCCCCGACCGGGACUAGAACCCGGUGUGCCGGCGCCGCAAGGCGGAGGAUUAGCCUAGUGAGCCGCGGCGCUGGCCCUUGAUAGCUUCUUAAGUUAAAUAUGACUACAAAGUUCCAAUUGUAGGUGUCUACUCAAGAAGGAAAAAAAACCUUCUUGACCAUAUGGUAGGAACAACCCAAAUGUCCAUCAUCAGAUAAAUGAAUAAACUGUGAUAUAUCUGCAGUGGAAUAAUCAUCAGCAAUACCAAUGAAAUAACUGUCAAUAGUUGCAAUAUUACUGGCAGCUGUGAUUGAGGGAAAGAAGCCAGACACAAGUGAGUACAUAGCAUAUAAAUCUAGUUAUACAAAGAAGUGGCACAACUAUAGUAUGCUGUUGGAACUUAGAUCAGUGGCUGCCUAGACAGGUGGUCAGUGGAGGAGGAUGACUGCAAAGAAGCUUGAGGAAACUUACUUUUUUUUUUGGUGCCUUAAGCUGAGUGGUGGAUACACAGGCAUAUAUUUGUAGAACCGGCUCAUACUUAAAAUGUAUGUGUACGUUUUAUUGCAGGAAAACUAGGCCCCAGUAAAUCUGAUUACAAAAGUCCAUCUAAAAAACUGGAAGAGCACACUUUUAGAAAAUGAUGAUGUAGUGUAAAUGCUCAGAAGAAAAGUUCAAUUGGGACAGGCAUCUUGCGUAGUUUUAAGAUGUCGGUUAAGAUGUCUGUAAUCUUCUAUCACAGUGCCUGGGCUUGAGCUUCUGCCUUUUUUUUUUUUUUUUUUUUUUUUGACAGGUAGAGCUACAGACAGUGAGGGAGACAGAGAGAAAGGUCUUCUUUCCCUUGGUUCAGCCCCCAAGUGGCUGCCAAGGCCAGCGCUGUGCCAAUCCAAAGCCAGAAGCCAGGCACCUCCUCCUGGUCUCCUAUGCGGGUGCAGGGCCCAAGCACCUGUGCCAUGUUCCAUUGCCCUCCCAGGCCACAGCAGAGAGCUGGACUGGAAGAGGAGCAAGCGGCACUAGAACCCGGCGCACCAAUGGGAUGCCAGCACCGCAGUGGUGGAUUAACCCAGUGAGCCACGGUGCCUUGCCCCUAGGUUCUGCUAUUGAUUCCAGCUUUCUGCUGAUGCAAAUCCUGGGAAAUAGCAGGGGACGGCUCAAGUAGUUGGGGUCCUGCUACCCAUGAAGCUCCUGGUUUCAACAUGGCCCAGCUCUGGCUGUUGUAAGCAUUUGGGGAGUGAACCCACAGAUAGCUUUCUCUUUCUCUGCCUUCCAUGAUUUUUUUUUUUUAAACAGGAAAUAAAAAUGUUUUAAAGAGUAGCAACUAGCUGAGGAACAAAAAUUUCCAAUGCAUCUCAAUAUUACUAGAAGAUACUUUACUGAUUUUCCAAAAUAAAAUAUACAAUAUGUACAGUAAUGACCUUGAGUCAUCUAAAGAUACAUUUUAAACACGGGAGUGGGUACUUGUAGUAGUAAGAUGCUACUUAGGACACCAACAUUCCAUAUUGAAGUACCUGGGUUUUAAGUUCUUGCUUCCAGCUUCCUGCUAAUGGGCACCCUACGGGGGGAGGUGAUGGCUCAAGUAGUUGGGUCUCUGUCACCUACAUGGGAGACCUGGCUGACUUUUAGACUCCUGACUUUCGCCUGCUCCUGAUCUGGCUAUUGUAGGUUUUUGUGAAGUGAACCAGCACAUGAGAUCUCUCUCUCUCAAAAAUGAGUUCUUAUUUUGCUUAAAGGGAAGAGUAUUCUUAAUUUGUAUGCUAUUUAUUAAGUAUAAAUGAAUGUAUGACAUGUAUAAAAUUAGACUAUCAAAAUAAUUUUUCUCAAUUCUUUUUUUAAAAGAUUUAUUAAAGUCAGAGUUACGGAGAGGCAGAGAGGCAGAGAUAGUCUGUCUUCCAUCUGAUGGUUCACUCCCCAAAUGGCCACAAUGACCAGAACUGUGCCAAUCCGAAGCCAGGAACUAGGAGCUUCUUCUGAGUCUCCCACAGGGGUGCAGGGACCUAAGAAUUUGGACCAUUUUCUGCUCCUUUCCCAGGCCAUAGGAGAGAGCUGGAUUGGAAGUAGAGCAGCUGGGACUCGAACUGGUGCCCAUAUGGGAUGCCGGCACUGCAGGCAGUGGCUUCACACGCUACACCACAGUGCCAGUUCCUGUUUUCUCAAUUCUAAGGAUUUAACUUUGGUGCCAUACUAUACUUGCAAAAACACUUCAUUUGAGAGCAUAUACUUAAAAGUAACCAUUACCAUUUGCUCUCUGUGACCUGAGGCAAACAGUGCAACUUUCCUUUGCCUCAGAAAACAGGUAAUAAUAUACAGUACAACCAUGGAAAUUUCUGAAGAGUAAUUAAAGCCAUCAUGAAGCACUCAGGAAAGUGCUUAUCAUAUUUUAAUUGUGCCUCAAAAUUUGUUAUUACUGUCUACAGCUUCAAACUAUUUCUUACAAAUAAUGCCUCCUAAAUUCCCAAACCUCAAUCACAAACAGGAUUUUUUGGAAUGUCCUCUUAAUAAGUGUAUUGUAAAAGUCCUGUGAUUACACACUUUUCCUGAAAGUUUCAAAUUACUGCCUAAAAAAAUUGGACUAGAAUUUCACCUAAGUAUCUUACAAUUCUGAUUUUAUUACCCUGCCAUUUGCUUCAGUCUCCCUAACCCCCUUAAAUCUGUUUCCCUAUGCAGUCUUUUCCAGCUAUAAUUUAGGUGGUGUAUUGGGAGGACCUGAAGGGAUCUUUAAGGUAUCAAAAACAGUCCAGGUUGGCCUCUAAUAUGAAGUAGGCAGUCUGGGAUCAAUCUUUUUAUGGAUCUUACCACACUUGAGCCAUCAGCUUGUCUCCCAAGGUACGUGAUAACAAAAAACAAGAAUCGGGAUUGGGAUUAGAGCUCUGACAGAAACCUAGGCACUCCAAAAUGGAUCCAAGUGUCCCAAUGCAAACUCCACCCAUCUAAUCUUGUAAGGUUAUUCAUAAAAUUGUACUUGCAACAAUCUCAAUUAUGAUCAGUCUAAAGAAAUGAAAUUUAAGUUGACAACUUUCACACUUCAUCUACCUUAAAAAGAAACCAUGUCUGCCUAAAGUGUUUUAUCAUUGAUACUCACAGAAUUAAAGUUGAAGUCUGUGUCACACCCACACAGGUGUCCUUUCCCAUUCUUCUGAAGAGUAAUUUUUCUUUCAUACUUAGGAUCCAUUAUAGAUGAUCUUGGUGGCACACUGUGAAUGUUUACUAUGUAUGCCCAAAUGAUCUUUUAUUAUAUGUAUUCAUUUCCAAGGCUGUGUAUUCCUACUGUAGCAUACUAUGCAUGCCCAAAUAAUCUUUUAUUAUAUUUAUUCAUUUCCAAGGCUGUGUAUUCCUACUGUAGCAUACUCAAAGUAUAAUCAAAGGCAGGGCUUCUCAUUGUUUUUUAAUUAAGUCAAUAUGCCCUCAAAGAAGUUCAGAAUGAUUGCAUCCUCCAAAUUAGCGAAGCGAUGUAUUAGAUGCAUCACAUGGCCUGUCUACUUAUGAAUUCCAAAUCCUAAGAGCCAGGCAAAACCUCAGUGCAAGCUUCUGAUCUCACCAAUAGCCGUGGAAGACUUCAAGCAGAUUUGUAAUGUGUUGGACUCAGCAGUUUCUAGAGAAAAACAUAGUCUCCGAAACCUUUGUCUAAAUUCCCUAUUUUUGUUUAGACUCUCCCUCUAUUCCAAAACAUGGGAGUUACCCAAGAUUUUACUCUUCAGUUCAUAAUUCCUUUCAUUUCAAGAUCCAAAGUUUCUUAAUUUAUCUCCUCUACCUACUGCUUCUGCUAUAUUUCAUCCUAACUGGUUUUGUUACACACCUCCAAUUGUUUCUUUCCUUCAAACUGAUCUUUCUGAAAUAAAAUGCAAGCUCUAUUACAAAUACAUGAAAGAGGUAUGUGGGGGAGGUGCUUAACUAUGUCUGUAGGAAUCUACAAAUGAUUUUUAAGAAUGUUAAAAAAUUAUGUAUAUGAGAUCCCUCAAAAAUUUGUGGAAAAUGAAUGAAAAUGCUAUACAUGGAUUUCCCCCCAAAUUUUUUUUGCAUCAAAGUAAACUUCUAAUUCCUUUUUCUGUGGACAUUUUGAAAUACACUCAUAUUUAUGGAUGCACCCCUCCAACCCGUACACAUACACAGUGCUGUACUUGGUAAAGUUUUUCCUUUAGAGACCUGGGUAAACAACUCUGAAAAAGCUAGAUAUGUAUACUGGAACUAGAUAACUAAGGAAAUGGAUAGCAGAAGCUGGGAACCAGAUUUUUCACUGUAGUGAGAAGUUCAAGAGAUAAGGGAAGAGGCUGGAAUCAUUUAUGUGGUAAUGAGUUAGAAUUGGAAACAUAUGAACUCAUGGUUAGCCUAACAUAUACUUCGUUACAUAUGAAAUAUAGGUGUGUGUGUAUAUAUAUACAUAUACAAAUACAUACAAGUUAGUAUCUACACAUGUACUUCCUUGUUAUAAAACAGAGUACCUAUAACCAAAGACAACCCACUAGCAAUAAAUACCCAGAUACUGGUUUCCAAUACUGUUUUCCCAUGAAAGAAACCAGAUAUCUUUGGAGAAAUGACUAAUUCUAGAAUUUGGGCAGUAAAUAAAUCAAAUAUGCUCCAAACAUCUUGAAAUACCAGAAAAUAAGUGCUGAAUACAAAACACUGAAAAAAAAAUACAAAAAAAUCUGACACAAGGAAAAUAGGAGUUAAUAAGGCCACAAUAACAAUUUGAACACCAUAACAAAGUAAUACUGGAUUAUACCUCAAACCAUAAAUAUCCAUGAGUCCAUAUUAAUGUGAAUAAUUAUGUGAAUGGGGAGGAGACAAAUACCCUGUGUAGAAAAUUCCCAAGGAAAUGGAAUAUGAUACUAUUGUCUGCCUCUUCUCCCCACCCCACUUCUAAUUAUGAGCUGCAUAUACUGAUUUCCUUCCAAACAGUGGAAGAGGAUUGGGGCAACUACCUUUGCAAUGAAAAAACAGACACACACUACUGUAAGGCAGCUGAUCAAAAUGAUAAUUCAUGUUUACAGUCUGUCCUUGAUACAAUGGGAGAACUGCACUUCAGCUCUGUGGUUUUUCUUUCCCUGAUUACAGUUAAUGAUUGAUCUGACAAACUGCCCCAGUACCAAGAGGAGCCCAAGAGACAUAAUGACUAAAUAUAAUUUGGUCUUCUAGGUAGACUUCAAAAAAAUUUUUGGACUACAAAAAAAUGUAUUUGGUAAGAACCAUCAAAAUCUGACUAAAACAUGGACUCAGUGUAGUUAGUACAAUGAAUCAACAUUGGUUCAGUAAUUCUAAUGAGUGUACCUACUAAUGUGGUAUUCAUAGUGGAAACUGAGUGUGUUAUAUAUAUAAACUCUAUGUACUGUUUUUACAGUUUUUAUACAAAGCCCAAACUGUUCUAAAGUAAAAUGUUUAAAGAAAUCACACUGAUAAAAAGGAGAAAAAAAAAAAGGCUAACUUAUCAGAAAACCAUGCUGUCUUUACCAUUUAGUAUAUAUACAGCAGAACAGUCUGGAAAUUAUUCUACAGAUUCUUGGGCCCCACUUCUAGAGUUUCUGAUUUAGUAGGUCUAGAUUGGGGACCAAGAGUUUGUAUUUCUAGAAAAUCCCCAGUGAUGCAGAUACUACUGAUCUAGAAAUGGUACUUUGAUAAAUUCUGGUCUGGUCCAGAAGAUGAAAGACAAUUCAAAUUAUCUUUUGCCAUCUGGUCCCUCCCACAAUCUUACCUACUGUCUUUCCCAUGCAGGUAACUUACAUUUCAGGUACUCCAAUUUAAGUAACUGUUUUCAUCAGGUCCCAUACCAAUAAGCAAAACAAACAAGUUAGUCAUUGUUUUGGUACAGGUUUUAUCUAACAGAGAUAUGAAUUUCAUUGUUGGUCAAAAACAGAAACUAUUAAUAUACAAGGGAACACAAACACAAGAAAGUUAACCAGACAAAAAAUGAAUAAACAUCCAACUGUAAAUUGGAAUGAGCAUAAUGAAGGAAUUUUAUAACAUUAAUACACUCAUUUAAUCUCUUUAAUGGAGAAAAAAGUACCUCAAGUUCAAGGAGGCUUGCCUUUUCCAAGAUCACUAAUCUGAAUUAGCAAACAUUUUUAAAAAGGUUAUUUUGCCAUCAGCAGAAGCUGAUUCAGAAACUGAGGGAGUAGUAUACAAACCAGGCAAUCUAACGGGGGAAUGGAUGUUCCAAGAGGCAAUCUGACCAUUGUGCCAAAUACUUGCCCUAGCAUACAAUCUUUAUAGGCUGUUGGUUUUAAUUUUAAUCUACGUGAAGUAGAUUAGUCUACUAAACUGGAAAACUAAGAAGUCAUCAAAAAGUUUUGAUGAAAACACUGUCUUUGGAAAACUGUUCUUGAAGGGACUCUGUAUUUAAAAAUCCAUAAGAAUUUAAAAUCAAGCAGUAACAAUGCAGAAAAUCUUUAUAAGCUGAGCAUUUUAUGAAUAAUGCCAGAAUUAGAAAGCUGUGGGCAUCUAAAUUAAACUGAAAAGGUAAGUCACACAAUACCAAAUGAACUCAAGGUGUUAAAAUAACAGGACAGUUGAGAAGCAGUCAGGAAAGAUACCAACUUGCCACUUCCCAAUUAAGAGAAAUGAAACACAAAAAUAAUUUAUCAACAAAACCUAAAAGUUAGCUGUUCUCAACAUCUUGCAUUUUGGAACUAAGGCAACUGGAAUUAUGAUAUUAGCAAAAGAAUACAAAGCAAAUACCAAUUAUGAAUGCCAGGUCAAAAUAAUUUGCAUCAAACAAUAACUUGUUAAAGAGUACCUGGCUGUUAAAAACAAUAAAGCUAGGCCGGCGCCGUGGCUCAAUAGGCUAAUCCUCCACCUUGCGGCGCCAGCACACCGGGUUCUAGUCCCGGUCGGGGCGCCGGAUUCUGUCCCGAUUGCCCCUCUUCCAGGCCAGCUCUCUGCUAUGGCCAGGGAGUGCAGUGGAGGAUGGCCCAGGUGCUUGGGCCCUGCACCCCAUGGGAGACCAGGAAAAGCACCUGGAUCCUGGCUCCUGCCAUCGGAUCAGCGCGGUGCGCCGGCUGCAGCGGCGGCCAUUGGAGGGUGAUCUAACGGCAAAGGAAGACCUUUCUCUCUGUCUCUUUCUCUCACUGUCCACUCUGCCUGUCAAAAAAAUAAAUAAAUAAAAAAAUUAAAAAAAAAAAAUAAAGCUAUGGAGUACAUACCCAAAUGCCUUAAAACAGACACCGCAUUUCAGAAAUGAGCUUUCAAAUGUUUACUUAUUGUGGAUGUAUGCAUGGUAGAAUUUUUCAGGCUGAGGAAUGAAUGCCUUUUUUAAAAAGCAGGCAGUGAGGACAAAAUAACUCAAAGUUUUCUUAAAAUAUUUGCAAGAACUCUUCAAUGUUCUCUUCACUUGAUGGUUAAAGAACUGUCUAAAGAAAAGUCAAACAAGUUAUACUUAUCAAGAAUUAAAAUCUCUUAAAAUAAAAUAUGAAGUAGAAUCAUUACACUCCUUUGCCAGUAUGCAGUUCUGCUAAGAAGUUGUAUCAUCAACUUGUCAACAUCCAUUAAUUGCAAUUCAUAUUUUAAUUAUUUAUAAAUUUCUGAUUUAAAUAAUGACAAGAAAUUUGUAAUAAAAUUAAGAUAUGUUCAAGAGUUCCACAAGAAAUAAUGGUCAAAAUUAAACUUUCUACUUUAGUCAACAUUUAUGUACCAAGGCUAAUUACUUAUGUCUUACAGUUAUGAUUUUAACAUAGGAGUAAGAUUAACAUGAUAUAAAAACUUCAUGUACUAGUUUUUUUUACAAUACUUCUAUAAAUCUAAAAUUAUCUCAAAAUAAGAGACUACAAAAAAAACCUUAAUUUCUUAAGAUCUUAUUUCUGUUUUGCUAGCAAAUUGCUAGGCAGGAAAAACAGGAUUUUGAUUUCCCAUGCUGGGCUAGUUACAAUAGUAUCUAUCUAACUUUGAUUGCUUUGCUAUAGUAAUUACCUUAAAUGCUAAGACAAAGCAUAUUCCUAGAGAAAAACUCACUAAAGUUAACAAGCAUUUUUUAUUAACUUUUUUUUUAAAAGACAAAUUGAUAAGUAAAUUAUAUUCUACCUAUCACUCUUAAUUUAUGUAUGAGUCUAAGAUUAAGUAUUAUAUAGAUUUUUAUCUGGGCAACAAAUUCAGAGGUUUUUAGAAAAAGAAGCAAAAAAAUAAAAUGGUCACUAGUGAACCAGACCACAUAAAAUGUAUCUCAAAAAAAAAAAAAAAAAAAAAAAAAACCCAAAAA